GACGUGUUUCCGGCCUUAAAGGCAUUUCGCCCUUCCCUUUAAGACGCGCCGCCCCUUCUCAGUCACUCCCAAGAUGGCGGACCUACUGGGCUCCAUCCUGAGCUCCAUGGAGAAGCCACCCAGCCUCGGGGACCAGGAGUCUCGGCGCAAGGCCCGAGAGCAGGCUGCCCGCCUGAAGAAGCUACAGGAACAAGAAAAACAACAGAAGGUGGAGUUUCGUAAAAGGAUGGAGAAAGAGGUGUCCGAUUUCAUCCAAGACAGCCGGCAGAUCAAGAAAAAGUUUCAGCCGAUGAACAAGAUCGAGAGGAGCAUCCUACACGAUGUGGUGGAGGUGGCUGGCCUGACGUCCUUCUCCUUCGGGGAAGAUGAUGAGUGUCGCUACGUCAUGAUCUUCAAGAAGGAGUUCGCACCCUCAGAUGAAGAGCUGGAGUCCUACCGUCGCGGCGAGGAGUGGGACCCCCAGAAAGCCGAGGAGAAACGCAAGCUGAAGGAGCUGGCCCAGCGGCAGGAGGAGGAGGCAGCCCAGCAGGGCCCCGUGGUGGUGAGCCCCGCCAGCGACUACAAAGACAAGUACAGCCACCUCAUCGGCAAGGGGGCGGCCAAGGACGCGGCCCACAUGCUACAGGCCAACAAGGCCUAUGGCUGUGUGCCCGUGGCCAACAAGAGGGACACGCGCUCCAUCGAAGAGGCCAUGAACGAGAUCCGGGCCAAGAAGCGGCUGCGGCAGAGCGGGGAAGAGCUGCCACCGACGUCCUAGGCGCCCCAGCAACCGGGGCGGGCCGGGGACAGGGGGACAGGCUGCUGCUAUUAGGACCCAUCCUGGAGCCCCACCUCCGCACCGCCUCCCGUCCGCGGGCACCGGGCCGGGGAGGCGGGUAUGUGACUUGUCACUGUCCGAGCUCGGACCCUCGAGUGGUGUGUGUGCGCUUGCGCGUGAGUGU
Molecule: messenger RNA, 941 nt
Organism: Felis catus (domestic cat)
Lineage: Eukaryota; Metazoa; Chordata; Mammalia; Carnivora; Felidae
Gene: SPAG7
Product: sperm associated antigen 7
Exons: 7
Coding region: 74-757 (227 amino acids)
Molecular function (GO): nucleic acid binding
Source: RefSeq, a predicted model, not a curated record